Anopheles darlingi is the source of this 1984-nucleotide messenger RNA. RefSeq names its product cytochrome P450 4C1-like. Gene Ontology annotation, molecular function: monooxygenase activity; iron ion binding; oxidoreductase activity, acting on paired donors, with incorporation or reduction of molecular oxygen. The coding region runs from base 42 to 1538 and encodes 498 amino acids. The record is from RefSeq and is a predicted model, not a curated record. The transcript has 5 exons. Lineage: Eukaryota; Metazoa; Arthropoda; Insecta; Diptera; Culicidae.
UCUAGAGUGCUGGUGCAACGUGUUUGGUGUACGUUAGGAAAAUGUUCUGGUUCUGGACCGUGGCGCCAUUCGUGGUGCUGGUGAUAUGGUUGGUGCACAUGUGGAUCCUGGAGUGUAACCGAUUCGCCGCGCAUUUACCAAAAAUGGAACCAUAUUAUCCGAUCAUUGGCAAUGGGCUUCUGUUUAUCGGCAAACCUAGGACUGUGAUGUUUGAUGCGUUCAUCAAACCGUUUGGGCAAUUCGAACGGUGGUUCCAGAUAUGGCUUGGACCAAAGCUUUUGCUUUCCAGCUCACAUCCCGAUAUUAUGCAGGCCGUGCUGACGCAUCCGGAUUGUCUAGAGAAACCAUUUCUCUAUGAUUUCGCCAAACUCGAACACGGAUUAUUCGGUGGCCGCUAUCAUACAUGGAAAACGCAGCGCAAAGCUCUAAACCCAUCCUUUAACGUUCGCAUCCUGAACAGUUUCAUACCGGUGUUUAUCAAGUGCUCAAACUUGCUGGUCAGCAAUCUAGAGAAGGCCAUAGACCAAGGUGGUAAAACGGUCUCUGUUUUGCCGCAUAUCAGCAAAUGCACGCUAGAAAUGGUGUGUGGUACAACGAUCGGAUACGAUGUGCUAGAACGAUCCGGAAAGGAUACUCUGCUUCACAAUCUCGAUCGCUGCUUCGAAUUGGUGGCCAAACGAAUGUUAAGUGUUCAUCAAUACGUCGAUGUGCUGUACAGGUUUAUGCAGGAUUGUGCAGAAGAAGCACAAUGCAGGAAUUUGUGUUACGGAUACUUCGAUAGUAUUUUAGAUUCUAUAAAAAAUAGGCUGAAAAACGUCAAUGAUAUGGAGGAGCAGGAAGACUUCAAGAAACCUCAAAUAUUUGCGAACCAACUGUUGUCGGUCAAACACAAUGGAAAUCCAUUCACGGACGAAGAAAUUGCUCACAACAUCUACACCAUUAUUGUGGCGGGAAAUGAUACAACAGCACUUCAAGUGUCACAUACCUGCCUGUUCCUUGCCAUGCAUCCAGAGAUACAGGAGCGGGUUUACCAAGAGGUAAUGGAGGUCUUCCCAAUCACCGACCAGGAGAUUGAGAUGGAUGACCUCAAGAAGCUCUCAUAUAUGGAAAGAGUACUGAAGGAAAGCCUCCGAUUGGCACCAUCUGGACCGAACAUCGCGCGUCAAGCGAUGCACGAUAUUGAGAUCGGAGGAUUGGCAAUUCCAAGCGGAAGUCUCAUAGUGCUGAGCAUAUAUGCAAUGCAACGUCGUAAAGAUAUCUGGGGCCCUGAUGCGGAUUGUUUUGAUCCAGAUCGCUUCCUACCGGAUCGAAGCGUUGGUCGCAACGCAAAUGCCCUAAUGGCGUUCAGUGCUGGUUCGCGAAACUGCAUCGGAGGUCGAUACGCCAUGAUCGGAAUGAAGAUCAUGCUUUCCUAUAUAGUAAGACGGUUUCGGAUGAGUACGAAGCAAACCAUGGCCGAUUUGACGUUCCGCUUCGAUGUUACACUAAAGCUUGAAUCCGGCUAUGAAGUGUGUUUAGAAAAACGAACAAUGAUUUAGCAAACUGUGAAUGUAUUUAUUAAUAAAUAUAUAUUUAGUAAAUAUAAUGUAAUAGUGAAUAUUUUGUUAUUUUCAGUGGACUUUUUUGAGCAUGUGCAACAAACAGCGUACAAGGCUUUUAUUGAAAUUAUUCGACAAUCUUUAAAAAAGUGUAAUCGAUUUUAUCGGAAUCGUCGUGUCGGUGCAAACAGUUGCUCCUAGAUGUGUACUUUACCAUUAAGCGUAUGAAUUACACUUUACAACAACUUCAGGCUAAGAUGGAUAAUUAGUAUUGAUCAUUCUCCAACCAUCGAAACUAACUAUACAACGCACACCACAUAUUCAUCUUUAUACUAAUCGAACGAGCAGGGAUGACGUAUUAAGUCCAUCAGUUUAGAUUUACCAGUGCGAUAUGCGAUGCGUGAUGAAUGUAGUUAAAAAAAUAUACACUUUUUUAAAGUAGCUGU